Macrosteles quadrilineatus (aster leafhopper) is the source of this 3255-nucleotide messenger RNA. RefSeq lists its product as uncharacterized. The transcript is spliced from 4 exons. Lineage: Eukaryota; Metazoa; Arthropoda; Insecta; Hemiptera; Cicadellidae. Gene Ontology annotation, biological process: DNA integration. Bases 1 to 3255 code for a protein of 1084 amino acids. Gene Ontology annotation, molecular function: nucleic acid binding. The record is from RefSeq and is a predicted model, not a curated record.
AUGAAGCAGGAAGAAGGUCAAGACUUCAGUGUAACUGCAGAUGUGAAUUUUGCUGUAGUGAAUGUCGAACAUGAACUGCCGAUUUUAGGACUGAACGAUUGUGUCAAUUUAGGACUCAUUAAGAGAGUGUCAUCGAUAUGUUUGAAUUUUAAGGAUAAGGACGAUGUUUUAACCGGCUACAAGACAGCUUUUGAAGGAUUGGGACAGUUUCCAAGCACUCAUCAUAUUCAGCUUAAGGAGGGUGCUAUCCCACAAAUUCGACAAUCACGAAGAGUACCUUACAGUUUACAGGAAAAACUAAAGGAAAAGUUGGACCAACUUGAGGAAACUGGGGUGAUUCGAAAAGUUGACAAACCUACAGCAUGGGUCAAUCCUCUGGUGAUCGUGGAAAAACCUGAUAAGUCUUUGAGAAUCUGCAUAGAUCCGAUGCCAUUGAACAAGGUGGUAAUGAGAGAGCACUUUCUAAUGCCACACCCUGAUGAUAUUCUGGUAACAUUGAGUGGUUACAAAUACUUUACUGUUUUGGAUCUUAAGGAUGGGUUUUUUCAAAUUGUUUUAGAUGAGGAGAGUCGUGAACUGUGCACAGUCAGUACCCCAUUUGGGAGAUACCAAUUUUGUAGAUUUCCUUUUGGAAUCUGUUCGGGUCCAGAAUUGUGCCAGAAAAAUAACUACAAAUGCUUUGGAAACCUGAAGGGAGUUAACAUAGUACAUGAUGAUAUUAUUGUAGGAGGAACGACAUCGGAAGAGCAUGACGAAAAUUUAAAGAGAGUUUUGGACACAGCCCUUAAACUUGGAAUCAAGUUUAAUCCAAACAAGAUGCAAUUUAAGAAGAGCGAAGUUAAGUAUCUGGGACACAUAGUAUCGGCUGCAGGAAUCCAACCCGACCCAGAUUAUGUAAAGGCCAUAGUUGAAAUGGACCCACCCACGGACAAGAAAGGGGUAAUGCGGUUAUUGGGCAUGCUAAAGUAUUUAUCGAGGUUCAUACCAAACUUAGUAAAAAUCACUGCACCCCUCAGACAUUUGACAAGAAAGGAUGUGGACUUCUUAUGGACCGUAGAGCAUGAAGAUGCUCUGAAGAUCAUCAAGACAUUAAUUUCCAGUGAACCAGUUUUGGUAUACUUUGACUCUCGAAGACCUCUUGAAAUACAAACAGACGCUUCUCAAGAUGGCCUAGGAUGUUGUUUGUUGCAGAGUGGGCAGCCAGUGGCUUUCAUGUCCCGUUCAUUGACUGAUACAGAGAAGAGAUAUUCGCAAAUUGAAAAGGAAACUCUAGCUAUAGUUUUUGCUGUUGAGAAGUUUCACAGGUUUAUUUAUGGCUAUAAAGUAACAAUCCAGACUGACCACAAGCCGCUUGUAAAUAUUUUUCAACAAGAUUUGCACGUGUUACCAGGUCGGCUACAGAAAAUGAGACUAAGGUGUUUGAAUUAUGAUCUGGAAGUAAAGUACUUACCUGGUAGUAGCCAACUUAUUGCUGAUACGUUGUCAAGAGCAGCAUUAAAAUGCACAGAAACGACAGUCUCUUCAGAAUUUCAAGUACACAGUUUAACAAGUUCAUUGCCUAUGACUGAAGAGAAGAAGAAAUUAUUCCAGCGUUACACUGAAGAGGACCAAGAAACUGCUAUUGUGAAGAGAUACUGCAAAGAAGUUUGGCCAGAAAGGAAGCAAGACACCCCAGAGAUAGUACGCCACUAUUGGAACCAAAGACAUAUGGUAUCUGAAGAAGAUGGUUUAUUGUUUUUAAAUCACAAACUGAUUGUGCCACGACAGCUACGACAGGACAUGCUUCAGCGAAUCCAUAUCGCGCAUGGAGGAAUUGAAAAAUGCAAAGCUAGGGCUCGACAGAUACUUUAUUGGCCACGAAUGGCUACAGACAUUGAAAGUUUUGUGGCUCGUUGCAGGAUAUGUGAAAGGUUUUCCAGGAGUAAUGCAAAGGAAACCCUUAUGCCGUAUCCUAUACCUACUAGACCAUGGGAGCGUAUCGGAUGUGACAUAUUUUCAUAUGGAGGAAAUGUGUACUUAGUCAUAAUGGAUGCUUACUCAAACUGGUUGGAGCUGGUUAAAAUGCCAUGUAAAUCAGCAACGUCUGUAAUAUCAGCAUGCAAAGACAUCUUCAGUAGAUUUGGCCCUCCUGAUAUAAUGGUAGCGGAUAAUGUCCCUUACAACAGUGCCCAAAUGAGGGAAUUUGCCCGUGAAUGGAAUUUUGAAAUUGUGACACGCAGUCCAGGCUAUGCACAAUCCAAUGGGCUUGCUGAAAGGGCAGUUGGAAUGGCCAAAGAGUUGAUAAGGAAAGUACAGUAUGACAAUAAGGAUUUGAAAAUGGCUUUAUUGGAGCUUAGGAACAUGCCCGUUAAGCAUCUGGGAUAUUCUCCAGCUCAGCUGAUGUUUCAACGCAGGUGUAAGACAACGAUCCCUGUAACCGAGGAACUGCUGAAACCAACGCUGAAUGAUGGAGUACAAGACAGGUUAAAUACAAGACAACAGCUGCAGAAAAAAUAUUAUGAUCGGUCAGCCAAAGACUUAAGGGUUGUAAGAGAUAACGAAAGAGUUGUCUUCAGAAAUGAAGGAAGGUGGGAGCAGGGAAAGAUUGUUAAUCAAGGACCAACUCCAAGAAGUUACUGGGUAGAAGGUGACAACGGGGCUACAUUAAGAAGAAAUCACCGCCAUCUGAAACCAUCACUCACUCAACAAAACAAUUCCCAGUCAGUUCCAAGAGUCACUAGAGGUCUCUCACACAACACCAUUGACUACAGAGUCACUAGAGGUCUCUCACACAACACCAUUGACUACAGAGUCACUAGAGGUCUCUCAGACAACACCAUUGACUACAGAAUCACUAGAGGUCUCUCGGACAACACCAUUGACUACAGAGUCGCUGGAGGCCUCGCCAGUGACACGGAGAAGGAGUGUUCCUUUGAAACACACAACCGCAAGUCGUCACAAACCUGUUCCGCAGAACGUCGAUAUCGGCGCAAGUCGCAGCCAAGAUCGCCAACUGACCAUUACGUUGCGGGGGUCCUGCCCUCGAUUAGCCUAAUCAUAACUUUCCAGUCGUUGUUCCGACAUUCCACCACCGAGGAAGCGAUUACAGGAGCUGCGCUGGGAACCGAACCUCGGCGACCAAUUGACACGGCCACUUCCUUUCAUCUGCAUAAUGCUAAUCAAGUUCACACGCCUAAUAACUUCCCUUCCCGCCAACCCGCGGUUCUGUCAACUUUUGGUCCUUCGAGCCGGAUCGCGAGUAUGCCUGUGUUUUAA